AUGCUGGUGGACGGUUGGAACCAGUACUUUGCAGGCUGGGCGAAAAGCACCGAAUGAAAAGCGGAGCGUGGCUGCACAGAGACAGCUGAAAAGGUGCACACAAGACAUUGUUUCGCACUCAUGGUCCCACGACAGCGCACCGCUGCGGCGCGCCGCCUUCGGAACACGACAUGUUUCAGACACAGUCAAAUAGACAGAUUAGCACGGUGAAUUGCCAUGACAACAAUGGCUCGGCUACCCCAGCCUUUUGAUGGGCGGCAGUGAAACAGCAGCGGCUGGGGUCAAAAUGUCGAUGGCUAUCUAUGGGGGGGAGGAGGCCCCCCCCUGGAGCAACGUCAUGUAUGGAGACGGUUGGGAGAUAUGGGGUGACACGAAGCGUGGGCAUGCAACAAGCCUCUCCAAGCGCGCAAUAUAUUGAAACGAAAAUGCGCAAUCUGUACCUACAUUGCGAAAAUCUGCACGCACUGCUGGACGGCCUAGCGAAAUUCGGAGCCGGUAAGAAUAGGCCUAGCUGGUGUGGCGUGCGAGCGAGGGCUACCAACACACUGCAUGUGAGAACAAUCUCCAGAGCCCAGCAAGGAGGAAUGCAGCCAUCCUUUUUAGCAAGGUCACGCUUUGUUCAUUCUCGGCACACACACACACACACACACACACACGCACACAUACGCGUCGCUAAAACAGAACCAGAGCCAAGCCUUGCCCAUGAGAAAAUUGUGACGAAGAUGGUUGUUGGGAAUGUGCUAUUCAUAGUCGAAGGCGAGACAAAGCCCCCCGGGACACGCAUAGUGCAGGCACCGUUCGCCAACAAGAGGGCGGAGGGGGGGCGAGAGUGUGGGUGGCGUUGCGCUAAAAGGGUGGAAGAUCAACAGGCUGCUGCCGAUGGAUGGACAAGCGAUUGGAGUGGAGCGUCUGCCCCUGGCUAAGGUAGCCAAGGACAAGCCUCCCGUGCAAGUGUCGGAUAAGGUGGUGGGCCAAGCGGACGACUGCCAGUGGAGUAGGUAGUGGAGUGAGGUUGCGUGGCACUAGGAACCACCUCCUUUAA
Messenger RNA from Cucurbitaria berberidis CBS 394.84, 1042 nucleotides. RefSeq lists its product as uncharacterized. The record is from RefSeq and is a predicted model, not a curated record. Bases 303 to 923 code for a protein of 206 amino acids. The transcript has a single exon. NCBI's taxonomy places the organism in Eukaryota, Fungi, Ascomycota, Dothideomycetes, Pleosporales, Cucurbitariaceae.